Molecule: messenger RNA, 711 nt
Organism: Triticum turgidum subsp. durum (durum wheat)
Lineage: Eukaryota; Viridiplantae; Streptophyta; Magnoliopsida; Poales; Poaceae
Source: the annotation of a GenBank genome assembly
AUGCAGAACUUUUUUGGGUGGCUCGCGCACGGCGGCGCCGUCCAGCUCCCGCGGGCCAGCCAUCCGGUCGUCCACCCCGCUCCGCCGCCUCCCGUUCCGGAUGCUGCGGCACAGGCGCAGCCGCAGGGACAGGGCCCGCCCCCGGCAGAGGGACAGGGGCAGGCGGUGGCCCCGGCUCCGGCUCCGGCUGCGGCGGCGGAGGUGGAGGACGCGAACGCGAACGCGCCGCCGCCCGGGGUGGUGAUGGUGGACCUGAUGGGGGCGCCGGGGACGCGCUGGGGGCUCGGCACCCGCCUCGCGCAGGCGCUCCUCGCGGCCGCCGCCAUCGGCUUCAUGGCCUCCACCGACGACUUCAACGAGGUCACCGCCUUCCGCCUCCUCGUAACAGCAGAGGCCUUGCAAUGCCUGUGGAGCCUCGCUCUGGCCGCCGUUGACGUCUACGCACUUCUUGUCAAGCGCGCCUUCCGGACUCCUCGAGCUACCACCAUAUAUUCCAUUGGGGACUGGGUCACGGGAGCACUGACCUUCGCUGCAGCGAGCGGAUCGGCAGGCAUCACCGUUCUCAUCAACGACGACCUGAUGAUGUGCUCGGAGAACCACUGCCCGAGCUUCAUGGCCUCCACCUCCAUGGCUUUCUUCACCUGGUUCGCGAUCGCGCCGUCCUGCCUCUUUAACCUCAUGACAGCGGUGUACCGAGUGCAGAGGGCGUAG